Molecule: messenger RNA, 848 nt
Organism: Entamoeba histolytica HM-1:IMSS
Lineage: Eukaryota; Evosea; Mastigamoebida; Endamoebidae
Product: NGG1-interacting factor 3, putative
Exons: 1
Coding region: 1-804 (267 amino acids)
Cellular component (GO): mitochondrion; cytoplasm
Source: RefSeq, a predicted model, not a curated record
AUGAAAAUUGAAGAAUUUGCACGUUUAUUUGAAAAAUAUUAUCCAAAACAAUUAGCAGAAAAUUGGGAUAAUACAGGAAUACUUAUUAAUUCAGAAGAAGAAUUUAAUUUAGUGCUUGUUUGUAUUGAUAUAACUGAAUCAGUUAUUGAUGAAGCAAUAAACAAAAAAUGCAAAGCUAUUCUUUCAUAUCACCCAACUUUAUUUAAAUCUUUUAAAAAACUUGUUCCUGAAACUCGUUCUCAAAAACUUGCUCUUCGAUUGUUAAAAAAUGGAAUUAGUGUUUAUUCACCACAUUCUGCUUUAGACUCUGUUAAUGGUGGAAUUAAUGAUUGGCUUGCUUCUCUUGUUUUAAAUGAACCUGUUUCAUUAACAUCAGUACCAAAGAAUACUACAGCAAUUGAACCUAGCCAAAGCGAUAUUUCAAUUGGAAGUGGUAGAUAUGUUACAUACGAUACUCCAAUUACUAUUGAUGAGUUUAUUGAUAGAAUUAAAAAUGGGUUAGAUGUUCCUUUAAGGUAUGCCAUCCCUUCUACUAAAAAAGAAAUUAAAACAGUUGCAAUUUGUUGUGGAAGUGGAUCUAUGAUGUUUGCUAAUAAAUGUGCUGAUGCAGUUAUAACUGGUGAAAUGGGUCAUCAUGAAGUUCUUGAACACUUAGAAUGGAAUACUGCUGUUGUUUUAUCUGAACAUACAAAUACUGAAAGAGGUUAUUUAAAACAUUGGAUUCCUAGACUUUCAGAGUUGUUCCCAUCAGUCACUUUUUACCAGUCAGAAUGUGAUGUUAGUCCAUUAGUUUAUAUGGUCUAGUCUUGAUAAAACAAAACACAGAAAUAAAUGAAUUAAUGAAAUAA